This is a messenger RNA of Parus major (Great Tit), 1178 nucleotides long. RefSeq names its product autophagy related 3 (gene ATG3). The transcript has 12 exons. Gene Ontology annotation, biological process: autophagy of mitochondrion; nucleophagy; autophagosome assembly. Bases 63 to 1007 code for a protein of 314 amino acids. Lineage: Eukaryota; Metazoa; Chordata; Aves; Passeriformes; Paridae. Gene Ontology annotation, cellular component: cytoplasmic ubiquitin ligase complex; cytosol. The record is from RefSeq and is a predicted model, not a curated record. Gene Ontology annotation, molecular function: Atg8-family ligase activity.
AGCGCCUUGCCGAGGGCGGGCGGCCGCUGUCCGUCUGUCCGCCCGUCCGUCCGAUCGCCGCAAUGCAGAACGUCAUCAACACGGUGAAGGGCAAGGCCCUGGAGGUGGCCGAGUACCUCACACCCGUGCUCAAGGAGUCCAAGUUUAAAGAAACUGGAGUGAUUACACCUGAAGAAUUUGUUGCAGCUGGAGAUCACUUAGUUCACCACUGUCCUACUUGGCAAUGGGCUUCAGGAGAAGAACUAAAAGUCAAAGCUUAUCUGCCAACAGACAAACAGUUUUUGGUAACUAAAAAUGUGCCGUGCUAUAAAAGGUGUAAGCAGAUGGAGUACUCAGAUGAGCAGGAGGCAAUUAUAGAAGAAGAUGAUGGUGAUGGGGGAUGGGUAGACACUUUUCACAAUGCAGGUAUAGUGGGUGCAACAGAAGCAGUUAAGGAGAUCACACUAGACAGCAAGGAUAAUAUAAAAAUACCAGAGUGUUCAGCAUCUUGUGAAGAUGAUGAUGAGGAAGAUGAAGGAGAAGCUGCAGACAUGGAAGAGUAUGAAGAAAGUGGGCUAUUGGAGACAGAUGAUGCAACACUUGACACAAGACAGAUUGUAGAAGCUAACAAAACUAAAGUUGAUGUUGGAGGGGAAGAUGCUAUUCUACAGACUAGAACCUAUGACCUCUACAUCACUUAUGACAAAUAUUACCAAACUCCAAGGCUCUGGUUAUUUGGAUAUGAUGAGCAGCGGCAGCCUUUAACAGUAGAGCACAUGUAUGAAGAUAUUAGUCAAGAUCACGUCAAGAAAACAGUGACCAUUGAAAACCAUCCUCAUCUUCCUCCACCUCCCAUGUGCUCAGUUCAUCCAUGCAGGCAUGCAGAAGUCAUGAAGAAAAUAAUCGAGACUGUUGCAGAAGGUGGAGGAGAGCUUGGAGUUCACAUGUACCUUCUUAUUUUCUUGAAAUUUGUACAGGCGGUCAUUCCAACGAUAGAAUACGACUACACAAGGCACUUUACGAUGUAACUAAAAUAAGAGAUGUGUUCCUCUAAUUAUCAAAUCUUUUUUUAAAUAACCCAUCCAUGUGACUUAUACAACAUUAUACACAGUUUCUGUAACUAAUCUUUUAUCAACUUGAUGCAUUAAAAUAAAAUGUUCCAUUACCAGCCUUUUUAAUAAAAAUCUCUGUGUGUAAUA